AUGCCGGCCCAGGCGGCGAUAUCGCGAAGAUUGUGGAAGGACAGCCGCCUGUGUGCGUUUGGGGUUGGGUUUAGGGUUUUGGGUUUUGGGUUUUGGGUUUUGGGUUUUGGGUUUUGGGUUUUGGGUUUUGGGUUUUGGGUUUUGGGUUUUUUAUUUCAGUUUUCAGCAACCAGGGCCCUCAUCAUAAGGAAGGCCCUUGAUCCAAUGCGAACUGCGGGCUUUGAUGUCGAGCAUGUCGAGUCAGGGGCUAUUGGCCGCGAGUGCUUUCUUUGCCAAUGCCAAUGCCGAGGGCUUGCUGAGCCAUCGACCAUCCAGUGCCUAGAUUUUGCAGCUUCCUUCGUGAUUGCUGUUGGUUUGGACCACGAGGAAGCCGGUUGGUGCAAUGUUUGCCAGUCCCGCAGCCGCAGGCAUGUCACAUGUGUACCCGUAGCUGAAGAGCCCCCAAUUUUCUGCCCGAGCCCUUUUUGGCCCCAAAGCUGCCUUCACCUCUUGCAGGAGUUCUUGCCGAGCGAAAGGACCUGA
This is a messenger RNA of Symbiodinium natans, 522 nucleotides long. The record is from the annotation of a GenBank genome assembly. NCBI's taxonomy places the organism in Eukaryota, Dinophyceae, Suessiales, Symbiodiniaceae.